CUCUUGAUAACAAAAUAAAAGUAAAACCUCCACGGGCUUGAAUUUGAAUGAGUCAGCCGUGAACAAAAUUACUACUAUGAGUGUCAAACAGUAAAUAACGAAAGCAAAGCGGUAAAUAAUGUUUAUCUUGGAGAAAAGGAAGAAAAACGCAGUUACCGAAACUUUAACCGCCAUAAUCAGUCCCUCCAAAAAAUUAAAAGCAAAAAACAUAACCUAUAACUGCGAAACUUUUCCCCCUUGGCUGAUUUUAUACGGCCGCCAAGGAAAGGGGGGAAGUUAACGAUUUAUGAGAUUUAUUAGAAAACAGAUAUUCUCAUUCCCCCUCUUUCCGAAGGCAGCCCCACCUUACUGCUGUAUGGCUAUCCAAACCCUAACCUCGUCGGCGCCGACCACCACCGACGCUAUCAACGAAGGCGACGACGACCGCCUGUGUGUUGAGCAACCAGAACCGCAGCAAGAAGCAGAACCCGAAGAUGCACCUGCAACGGGCCGCCCGUUCGGCUACUUGACCGGAGAGGCAAGGAUCGAGAGGGCAUGGAGCCAUUGGAAGAAGAUUGGGCAGCCUAAGUUCCUAGUGGCGCCCAUGGUGGAUAACUCCGAGCUUCCCUUUCGUAUGCUUUGCCGCAAAUACGGUGCUGAUGGAGCUUAUACCCCUAUGCUUCAUUCCCGGAUUUUUAGUGAGAAUGAAAAAUACCGCUCUGAAGAAUUCACCACCUGCAAGGAGGAUCGUCCACUGUUUGUGCAAUUUUGCGCAAAUAAUCCUGAUACAUUAUUGGCGGCUGCGCGGAGAGUGGAACCAUAUUGUGAUUAUGUAGACAUCAAUUUGGGGUGUCCCCAACGUAUUGCCAGGCGAGGAAACUAUGGAGCUUUUCUUAUGGAUAAUCUUCCUUUAGUGAAAUCCUUGGUGGAGAAACUGGCAUGCAACCUUCAAGUUCCCGUGUCCUGUAAAAUACGGCUGUUCCCUAAAUUGGAGGAUACUAUUAGUUAUGCCAAAAUGUUGGAAGAGGCUGGUUGUGCUUUAUUGGCUGUGCAUGGUCGUACAAGGGAUGAAAAAGAUGGAAGAAAAUUUCGUGCAAACUGGAGUGCUAUCAAGGCUGUCAAAGAUGCCGUCAGGAUACCUGUUCUUGCUAAUGGGAAUAUAAGAUACAUGGAUGAUGUGUGGAGCUGUUUGGAAGAAACUGGGGUCCAAGGGGUACUUUCAGCCGAGUCUCUGCUUGAGAAUCCGGCCCUAUUUGCAGGUUAUGAGACUGCUGAAUGGGCAUCGGAUAGUGAACGUAACUGUGUAGAUGGAAAGCUGGACCAAGCUGAUUUAGUAGUUGAAUAUCUGAAGCUUUGUGAGAAAUAUCCAGUGCCAUGGAGGAUGAUUCGUUCCCAUGUCCAUAAAAUGUUAGGAGACUGGUUCAGGAUUCAACCAAAUGUAAGAGAAGAUCUUAAUGCCCAACACAAACUCACUUUUGAAUUUUUAUUCGAUGUCGUUAAUCGACUGAAGGAACACGGUGUGAGAAUACCACUUUAUGUGAAGGAUGGCUCUGUAGAACAGAUAUCUGCAAAUGGAACUGUUCCAUGAAUUUCUUGGUCGUAGAUGGACUCAUUCAAUCGUAGGAUACUAUAAUUUAGGUGUGUACUGUACUGAAGGUAGACAGCUUAAGUUUUUUUGUUGUAUUAUUUGUGGAUCGAAUCAGUAGAAACUUGAAAGGAGAAAAGAAAAUUGUAUUGAGUGAUUGAAAGUGGUGCUAAUCCAUAACAAUUAGUGCUGCCAAAGGUGUCCCCCUCAACUUUCAAGAUCGUUUGCAUAAAGCUCUCCUUAUAUCACAUGGCGAGGUAUGGAUGCUUCUGAAUCCUUCGUCCACUAUUAUUUGGCUUCUGGCCUGAGAUUGUUGUUUAAGGGUUCAUUUUCCCUUCUGAAUGUACUUAGUGUGUAAUAGCAAUCCAGCCUGAGAUGGUUCUUUUAAACUUUAUUUCAUGGGUUAAUUUAGUGAAAAAGUUGCCUGUCUGGUGAUUUUAUCAUAUACUGAUUUGCACUGUCAAGUUGUUCCUGGCAUUCUUUCUUUAAUCACUCGCAUUUUCUGAGCUUAACUCUCAGGUUGUGUCUUGAUGAGGAAUAUUGAAUGUUUUGCCCAAUCAAAUGGCCUUGCCGUUACUGAAUCAUGCUAUGCAAUCUGUCCGUGGAUUUUACUUUUCCUUUUGCGUAGGUUCAUGUUUUCUUUGGCUGUAAAAUAUUGCGACGGCAACCUACAUUUGCUUUGGACCUGCCAUCCUUUGGGAAAGGGAUCUUGUGCAGUAAACUUGGAUGUAAAAUGCUGCUCUAGACCCUGUCUUUUUCGUCAUUUAGGGCAGUAAAUAUUGGAUUCUCUUUUAAAGCUGAUACACAAUAAGCUACCCUGUGCUUGUCAUCAUUUAGAGCAGUCAGAAUUGGAUAUUCUUAUAAAGCAGAUACACAAUAGGUCACCAAGCUGGAAAUAGUGUAAUGGCUAUGUUUGUGGAGCAACAUUGUCAGUUUUUGCUCUCACAAAGAGGGAGAGUAUUUUUGCUCAUGUUCAGACAUGUAAGAUGAUAUUACUCUGGGACUAGGGGAUUGCAUGAUUGUUAUGAAAUUCUUACAGAACACCUCCUUUUUGUUUGGAUCUGUCACUUGUUUGGCAAAGCCAUCUUUUUUAGUCAGCU
This is a messenger RNA of Oldenlandia corymbosa var. corymbosa, 2664 nucleotides long. NCBI's taxonomy places the organism in Eukaryota, Viridiplantae, Streptophyta, Magnoliopsida, Gentianales, Rubiaceae. The record is from the annotation of a GenBank genome assembly.